Molecule: messenger RNA, 153 nt
Organism: Auxenochlorella protothecoides
Lineage: Eukaryota; Viridiplantae; Chlorophyta; Trebouxiophyceae; Chlorellales; Chlorellaceae
Exons: 1
Coding region: 1-153 (50 amino acids)
Source: RefSeq, a predicted model, not a curated record
AUGCGGCGAGCCCAGGGCGACGCCUCGGUCCUGAACAGCCCCAUCCAGCUCGCGCGGGUCAGGGGGGCGCGGCACAGCGUGGACGUCGCGCCCGGCCCCAUCAUGUCCUCCAGCAGGAACCCUGCCUCCAGCAGGUUGUCCAGCAGCUGUUGA